AUGUCUGAGAAACAAGCCUAUUCGCCUGUGGUGCAGCCGACGCGGCCUCGGAAUCCCUCGCGGUCUGCCUGGCAGUACGGGAGUGCGAUUGCUCUCUGCCUCGGCAUUUACACCCUGUUGCAGGCAGCUGCAAUACCGCAGUACGAGGAAGUCGAGCAAUGCUCCAUUCGAAACCUCCACGAGACGGGAUACUAUUUUCUCAACACAGCUGCGCCCAUCUCCGUUGAUGCAUUUGAGGAGCGUCGCAACCGUCUCGCGCGGGCUCUGCUCGCCGAUGGGGCGGACGCCUUUGUGGUCGAGCCUGGGUACACGUUCAAGUACUUUGCGAUCGUCAGUCAACUCGAAUGGGAGGUCUGGGAGGUAGGUCUGUACCCCGGAUUGACGGAGAAUGAGAUCGCCACGGUGUUGGAUAAUACCCUCCGGUCGGCGGGGAUGGAGCCCUUCUUUGAUAUUGUCUUGUUUGACGAGAACGCUGCCAAUCCGCACGGCGGGACCAAUGGCUCGAAGGUGCUCGAGCCGGAGACAGCCCACCUCAUCGGGUACUCGUCCGACAUCUGCCGCAGCUUCUUCCCGCCGUUUCUCGAGCAGCCGCCUCCGGAUGCUGUGCCCGCGCAUUUGCGCGAGACGCUGGAGGUCUGGGAUACCGUCUGCGAAGCCCAGACGCAAUCCAUCACACGAUUCCAGGUCGACUCGAGCGCCGCCAGCAUCGACAUCGCAGCGCGCAAUGUCAUCACCGAAGCCGGAUACGGCGAUGCGUUCAUCCACCGCGUGGGCCACGGGAUCGGCAUCAAAGAUGAGUCACAGGAAAUCCCAAGCCCCUACCUGAACAAAGGCAACCACGGCACCCCCCUCAAGGCCGGGAUGACCUUCACUUCCGAGCCGGGCGUGUACCUGGUUGAUCGGUUUGGGGUGCGUCAUGAGGAUAUCUUUCUCGUCCGGGACGGGGAAGAGGCGGAGCUGUUGACUGGGCAGCGGGCGAAGGGGGCGUGGGAUCCAUGA
This is a messenger RNA of Aspergillus heteromorphus CBS 117.55, 999 nucleotides long. Its product is annotated as Creatinase/aminopeptidase. The coding region runs from base 1 to 999 and encodes 332 amino acids. The transcript is spliced from 7 exons. The record is from RefSeq and is a predicted model, not a curated record. NCBI's taxonomy places the organism in Eukaryota, Fungi, Ascomycota, Eurotiomycetes, Eurotiales, Aspergillaceae.